Nilaparvata lugens (brown planthopper) is the source of this 3528-nucleotide messenger RNA. Its product is annotated as centromere/kinetochore protein zw10 homolog. Bases 180 to 2456 code for a protein of 758 amino acids. Gene Ontology annotation, biological process: endoplasmic reticulum to Golgi vesicle-mediated transport; mitotic spindle assembly checkpoint signaling; mitotic cell cycle. NCBI's taxonomy places the organism in Eukaryota, Metazoa, Arthropoda, Insecta, Hemiptera, Delphacidae. The record is from RefSeq and is a predicted model, not a curated record. Gene Ontology annotation, cellular component: chromosome, centromeric region; RZZ complex; nucleus. The transcript has 11 exons.
AAAUCCACAUGAAAAUUAGGUUAUGUUGAAUUAGAGAAAGAGAAUUUUGUAUACGAAUCAAAAAGAAGUGUGAUGUCAUAUUUUGCAAAAUAAAUCGUGUAAUUUUUUGCUUUAGAAUGUGAGUGGAGCUUUUAAUUUAAAUUAUAAUUGGAUGGAAAUUGAACAAUAACAUUGCAGCAAUGAGUCUCCCACCUGAUACUUCUGCUGAUGCAGAAGAAUCAGAAUUCUUGGAUUUGAAUAGCAGAGUGGAAGAAAUAUCCAACGAGAUAUCAAGUAUGAAAGUCGAUUUGAUGAAUAUAUUGGACAGCAACUAUGCCAAAUUCAAGCCUGUCCUGGAAAGCAAUGGCGGGAUGUUAGAAAAAGCUGAAUGUCUAAGCGAGGAUAUGUCGGUAUUACAGUCCAGGGUAGAAAAUCAGAUCAACCAUGAACUGGCCAACUCGACAGGAAAGCUCCAAAAACUGAAAGACGUUCUUCAAGAAAAAACGCUGAGUCUGGAAAUUGUCGAGCAUCUUCUCUAUCUUCACCAUGGAAUGAUAAACGUCAAACGAGAAGAGGAGAAUUCGUGCUUCGUAGAGUGUAGCCGGAUAAUUAAACUCCUCAAAGACGAUCUAGCCAAUCAAAACUAUGUAAAAAUGUUAGACAUCUAUGUGCCUCUUGAUAACGAAUUGGUCAGACUUUAUAAUCGAAUUGCUAUGAAAACUCUAGAUCAGUGGAAGCCGUUUAUAAAUUGGAUAGAAUUGGAAUCUGCCGAUAGUCGGGAGGUUAAUGGGAUUUCUCUGCAGUUCACGAAAGUUGAAAGCAAUAGUAGUAAGGAGCAACUAGUGCAAGCUUUGAAUAACUUUGAUCUGCUAGCGCUCGAAAUUAAAACUUUCGGCAGCAAGUUUCUCACUCGUGUUUUGGUACCACUGAUUGAGAGCAGUAGGGUAGUUACAGUUUCGGAAAACGGUGAUAUUUUGACUGUGCAUUGUUUUAGGAAAGAUGAACAGGUUGUGAGUUCGUACAAACAGGAUCAAAGUUCGUACAAACCGGGCGAAAGUUCGCACGAACAGAAUGAAAGUUCACACAAACAGCAGUGCCUUCAAGUGUUCAGUAAGUUGACAGUUGUUUUUGAUUUCAUUCAUCGACAUCUGGACAUUGCGAUUGGUGACGGAAUCACUUUCAUCACGGAACUGGGAGAGGUGAUAGGUGAUGAUUUUUGUGAAAGUUUGAACCGGUGCUUGGAUGACGCCAUUCCCAAAUGCCAGAAGGAGUUGGAGUCCUAUAAGGAGGUGGUGGACAGGCUGAUUGAGUUCGAAUCGUUGCUGCAUCAGAAAGGUUUACUAAGCAGAGACAACCACAAGCUUCACGAAUAUGCUGAGAAUAUUGACAUUCUGUUUGCGAACAAAAUCAGUCAAUGCUAUCUAAUGAAAGCCCGAAAUAUCAUGAAGAAGGAUUUGUUCAAUGUUAUGGAAGUGGGAGUUAAACAUGAGGUCAGUGGAGAGAGAAAAAGUAGUACAGUCUUUCUCACUCACAUCAGCCCGAAUACCUUUCAGUUCCCUUAUUGUCAAAUAAGUAAAUCUACGUAUGAACUGAUGCAGCUUAUUGAAGAUAUGUUCCAGGAAUCGGCAAUAGCUUCAUCGGAACUAAUUUUCAGAACUUUAUAUCAUAGAUCAAGACAUAUACUGAGUAUGUACUGUGAUAUUGUGCCGCUGCACCAUAAGAACCUUCUAGAAACGAUUCCUCAGCAAUCAGCCUUUUUCUACAACAAUUGCUGCUACAUCGCGCACAGGCUGGCCACCCUGGGCGUGCAAUACAGGAGCCUGCUGGAAGACGUGGCCAAAGACAAGAUGGAGGCUCAGAAGAUAUUAUUGUUCUGCGAUCUGGUACCCACUCUGCAAGCAACUGGCAUCAAUGUGCUCAAAAACCAGCUCAAUACGCAGAAAAAGAUCUUAAUCGACAUUGUCAGAGAUUCUGGUAUUGUAACAUUGAUGGAACAAAGCCUAGACGACAGUUAUGAGUUCCCUAAAAGCAUAGAAAAAGCUAUCCGGCAGUGUUGUCGGCAGAUAAAGCUCCUACAGAAUGUCUGGCAACAUGUUCUCAAUAACGAUACUUACUGCAAAUCCAUAGGUUACCUUUGCAACGAGUUUGUUGAUGAAUUGACGGAGAGGGUUUGCAGCUUUAGUGAUAUAGCCGAAGACACGGCUGUCGAUUUGGUCUGGGUUUUCAACAUUAUCGUCGAAAAGAUAACUUCGGUCUUUGAAGAGCCGGGGGAAAUCUACCAACACGUCAAGCAGUGGUCAAAGUUCACCGAACUCAUCAAACUACUUGGGUCCAGUCUGAAGGAGGUUGAAGAGAGGUGGGCUGAUGGAAAAGGACCGCUGGCCCAGGAGUUCUCUGUCUCACAGAUUGUGCAUUUGAUCAGAGCUCUCUUCACGGUGUCGACUAGGAGAUCUGCUCUAUUGUCGCGUAUCAAAUAACGUCCUCCCAUAAAAUUCUAUAUAAAAUAUAGAAUCAAAUUGGUGUGUAGUUUUUUAUGGUGGCUACUGUAUUAUCUAUUUAUUUAUUACAUUCUACAAUCACAUUAUCAAAUUGAUGAUUGGGAGAGAAUCAACAGGAUAAAGCCAAAACUGUUUCUAUUGAAUGAAAUUAUCGAACGUGGCUGCUAUACAGAGUCUUUCUAAAUGAUGGACCCAUUUAAAAAUUGGUAUUUAUUAAAGUAAAAAUGCAAAAUAGACAACCUUUAUACCAAUGGAAAGAGAAAGUUUCAAAGUUUUUUCUAAUACCUUACAAGUGUUUAAUGUGGCCUCCGACUGCUGCACUGCAUCUACGCGGUAGCCAAACUCGUCCCACACGCGAGAAAGCGUAUAUGGUGUUAUUGAGUGCACGGCAGCAGUGAUACGGUCCCGCAGAUCGUGCAGCAGCCAGAGGCCACAUUGAACACUUGUAAGGUAUUAAAAAAAACUUUGAAACUUUCUCUUUCCAUUGGUAUAAAAGUUGUCCAUUUUGCAUUUUUACUUUAAUAAAUACCAAUUUUUGAAAAUGGGUCCAUCAUUUAGAAAGACCCUGUACUAUUGAAUGAAAAUAUCGAAGUUCUAGGACACUUAAAUCUAAUGGACCAUUAAACCUAUUGAAAUAGUAAAUUUGUAUAGAUUUUGUUGGUAGGGAAGGUCACACCUCACCUGAAUACAUAAUUUAAGCCGUCAAUGGACCUUAAGACUGUCUUUAUUCUUUAGCGGGGACCAGUAGCGUAAGGGGGGAGUUUCCAGUUUACAACCUCCCUCCCAUGAGCCUGAAAAAGGGGCCCAAAAAUCAAAGAUUACACCCCCCCUCAUCAAAUUCCACUAAAGUCUAUAGGGUGCCCAAAAUUUUUGGUCAACCCCCCCCCCCCAUUUUAAAAUCCUGGCUACGCUACUGGCCUGGACUGACUAAGUUCUAGACUUUAAACAGCUGGAGUCAGAAAAUUGGCUUUCCGAAACGGGGCGUAGUCGUAGUCAUAGUCAAAGUCACGUUUAAAUUAAAUUUCGAAAAACUAGAAAAUUGAACACAAAA